AGAGGAACCUGAUGUUUUAUCGCAACUAAUGAAUAGUUUCAGUGGUGUUAGAAUCUUAAUUAGCCUGCAUACUCGAUCAUCCGACUCAUUUGAAUCCUCACUUUGGAAUGUUUCUUUAAAAUAUCUUGUCUUACGUUUUUCGCUAUGAGAAGGUCAUCUGUGUUGUCGUUAAAAAAAAAAAUCUCACUUCCGCUCUUAGGUUUCAAGUUGAAGCCUCCAUAUUUCCACGACAACAAACCAGGUACCUUCAACAUGGCUAUGGUGAAGAGUGGCUGGCUUCACAGGCAAAGUACCAUACUGCGACGCUGGAAGCGGAACUGGUUCGACCUGUGGUCUGAUGGACGCCUGAUCUUCUACAACGACCAGCAGCGGAGGGACAUGGAGGACGACAUCCACAUGAGGGUGGAUUGUAUCAACAUCCGGAGUUCCUCAGCGUGUCAAGAGUUAAACCCUCCGGAUGGGAAGACACGUGAUGCUUUGCUGCAGAUUGUGUGCAGGGACGGAAGAGUUAUAAGCCUUUGUGCGGACAGUGCGGAUGAUGCCAUGGCAUGGACCAUGGCACUACAGGAUGCCCGGAUUAAUGCGAUGGUUGCUACUCCUCAGGUGGGCUUCACGCCAGAAGUAAUGAGUUCCGCUCCACCACCGUACUCAGAAUACGCCCCACCACCCCAGUACUACACUCAGGGUCCAUACGGAGAUUAUGUCGCAGCUUCUCCACAAGCCACACAGAUUGUUUAUGCUGCCGACGGAAAACCCUACGCUGUCGCCUAUCCUUAUCAGAAUCAGGGUGGCUACGUCACACCUGGCGUCAACCACGUGGUGAUCCAGGAGCAUCAGCGCGACAACGGCGGCGACAUAGCUAUGGGCAUGCUGGCGGGAGCGGCGACGGGUCUGGCGCUGGGCUCACUCUUCUCAGUCUUCUAAGUUGUCUAUGCGCUGAUGUUUAUCUACUACAGUGCAACUAUUUAUUCCUUUCAACUCCACAUAUUUAUGCAGCAGUCCGCUUCCUUUAUGCCUGUGAAGCCUUCAGGACGGUCCGAAAAUAAUCGAUUCACUUCCGCACUUUCUCCGAAUUCUUGUUAUCGUGAAUCAAUGUAUUCCUGCUCAAAUGAAGAAAGAAGAGUGAAUGAUUAUGUUUCAGUGCCAUUGAUGGAUAUAGACCUCCAGUCCAAUUGACCUGGAGGGCUGGCAGCGAUUCCAGUUCAAAUGGAUUGGACGUCUUUCGCCGUCAGUGGCCACCGAUGAGUUAACAUGAUUAACAUAUUAAGUGUAAUUCUAUUUGUACUGGUUGUACUCCCUUUUUUUGUUUGUACUGUUAUAUUGUACCUAUUUUUUGUUAUGUUAUACAUUGGAUUUUUAAAAUGUUCAUUUUUUUUUUUACAUGGUUUUUGGUUUGUAGAACAUAGGACAGGUUUUUUUUUUGUAGCUCGAGCUUACUAAUCAAUUAGCACAAAUUCAAAUGUUUUCGGUACACUUGACACACCUUCCCAAUAUGGCAACCUCCAAAAAACUGCCACUGGGCUUUUCCGUGCGCUAAAUUCACAACUUCCCAAUGUGAUUUGUUUUUUUUAACACUGGCAGCUCCUUUUAUGGUAUGUUUCAUUUCAAUAAAUGUUUUGAGCCAAUUUCUUUGUUUAGAGAGCCAGUUACAUUUUUGUUUUGUGUUAUUGUAUACAAAUACAUAUUACAAAUCGGUCCAAGAUUGACCUUUGAUUAAUUCUCAGUAGAAACUAAUUGAAGUAAUGUGUGGAGCUGGCGGAUGUUCUUUUUGUUUCCAAGUGAAGGUUUCAAGAUAAAUGUACUAAAGUAUUAUUAAACCUGCAAUUAAAUGUAUGACUGUCUAGACGAGAAGUAUUUUAACAAUUAAAUCAUAUAUUCACAUUCUCA
This is a messenger RNA of Corythoichthys intestinalis (scribbled pipefish), 1887 nucleotides long. It is a transcript of the gene plekhb2, whose product is annotated as pleckstrin homology domain containing, family B (evectins) member 2. Gene Ontology annotation, biological process: regulation of cell differentiation. Gene Ontology annotation, cellular component: membrane. The coding region runs from base 145 to 924 and encodes 259 amino acids. The transcript has 8 exons. The record is from RefSeq and is a predicted model, not a curated record. NCBI's taxonomy places the organism in Eukaryota, Metazoa, Chordata, Actinopteri, Syngnathiformes, Syngnathidae.